Messenger RNA from Contarinia nasturtii (swede midge), 787 nucleotides. RefSeq lists its product as uncharacterized. The transcript has 2 exons. The record is from RefSeq and is a predicted model, not a curated record. NCBI's taxonomy places the organism in Eukaryota, Metazoa, Arthropoda, Insecta, Diptera, Cecidomyiidae. The coding region runs from base 79 to 756 and encodes 225 amino acids.
UUGACGUAAUUUCUCAGUCAACUGUUACUUUUUAGAUGAAUUUUCAGCUAUCGUUGAAAGGUGUCUGAAUAUAAAAAAAUGUUCGAUCGAAAGAUGUUUAUUGCAUUAUUUUUCACCGGCUUCGUAUUUUGUGACCUCUUGAUUCCAACUGUUGUUGGAUUACCCGAGGGUGAUCUUGAGUUACCUCAUAUUUCCUCCAUAAAAGCCCGUCUUGCUGAAUCUUUUCACAAGCCAUUGACGUCAUCAACUCGAGAAAAUAUCAACAAAUUGAAUAAAUUCGACAAUCCCUAUAGAAAAGCAUUUGUCGAUUCUUUACCCAUUCAACCUCAGGCCGUGACACCAAAUGAGGAUGACACACCUUCAUUAUCCGACUCUCAACCAAACAUAACUGAAACUGAUCUCGAUGAAUCACGACCUGAAUUUGACAAGAGUUCGUACGAUGCUAUUUUAACGUCAUUGAAGGCAGAAAUGCCAAAAAUCGCCACUCGGAACAGAAAUGUUAAGCCAAAAGGCACCAAAGUUCUACCAACUGCAUCCCGAACAGAUGAAGAUAAAAACAUGACGGUCAGAGAUAGAGUGAAGAAAAUUGAAAAUCGCAAUAAACCUAUGGGGCGGGUACAAGUCAAGGAUCAAAACAAACUCAAAACAAUCCCAACAGAAACUGAUCCAUCUGAGUAUCCAGUUCAGAAGAAAAUUAAUUUAUAUGAAGAAAAGAUUACAAAUAAUAUGAAAAAAUCUGAGCAAUUUUGCAAAUAAAGAAUGACAUUUUUGACAAUUUUUCAACAUA